AUGGAUAUUGAUGUCGGACCCGUUGAUCCAUCUGUCCUCUACGAGCAAGAUCUCCAUGUUUCUUCUUCUGUUUGGGAAGGACAGGAACGAGGGCUGCUUCGUUGCCAAGAACACACUUCACUGCUUCAUCAAUGGAAACUCACUGAUGAACAGAUUAAGCUCGUGGACAAAGCUGGUUUCGGAUUCUUCCGCAAAAUCGGUCCUAUGAGUCUAAACAAUUCGCUAAUCUCUGCGCUCGUUGAGCGAUGGAGAAGAGAAACCAACACGUUUCACCUUCCUUUAGGAGAAAUGACCAUAACCUUAGACGAAGUUGCUUUGGUUCUUGGACUUGAGGUUGAUGGAGAUCCCAUUGUUGGUUCUAAAGUAGGAGAUGAGAUUGCUAUGGAUAUGUGUGGUAGGCUUUUAGGGAAACUCCCAUCUGCUGCUAACAAAGAAGUUAAUUGCUCCAGGGUUAAGCUUAAUUGGCUUAAGAGAACGUUUUCCGAGUGUCCUGAGGACGCUUCUUUAGAUGAUAUCAAACGCCAUACUCGAGCUUAUCUUUUGUAUCUUAUAGGGAGCACCAUUUUUGCUACUACUGAUGGUGAUAAAGUCUCUGUCAAGUAUUUGCCUUUGUUUGAGGAUUUUGAUAAAGCCGGGAGAUAUGCUUGGGGAGCUGCUGCAUUGGCUUGUCUUUACCGAGCCCUUGGCAAUGCAUCGCUCAAGUCUCAGAGCAAUAUUUGCGGUUGCUUGACAUUGCUGCAGUGUUGGAGUUAUUUUCACUUGGAUAUCGGUAGACCAGAUAAAUCUGAAGCGUGUUUCCCCCUCGCUCUUUUGUGGAAAGGUAAAGGUAGCAGAUCCAAAACUGACUUAUCUGAGUACCGCAGAGAGCUUGACGAUCUCGAUCCGAGCAAGAUCACCUGGAGCCCGUUUGAUAGAUUUGAGAACUUGAUCCCUCCUCACAUUAAAGCCAAGCUGAUUCUAGGAAGAUCGAAAACAACCCUUGUAUGCUUCGAGAAGAUAGAGCUACAUUUUCCAGAUAGGUGUCUGAGGCAGUUUGGGAAACGCCAGCCAAUACCUCACAAAGUGAAACGCCGUGACAGAAAGAACCGGCGGCUCGAUGACUUGGACACAUCGAUGACUGUAGCAUGCGAGGAAUGGGCUGAACGUGGGGAGCACAUCGUGGACAGUCCUGGAGGUGGCAAUGUGGUGGAUGAUGGAGCUUAUAUGGAAUGGUAUGCUCGGAUCAGUAUCACCAAACUAUACCGAGAAGCGUUUCUCGAGUCCCAAGUCAUGAAUAUGAUUGCUUGUAUGAGGGAAUUUGAGGAAGCUGCUUCAGGGAUUACGCUGGAGAGAUUGUCUCCUGUAGAGAGGGAAGUUAUGGAGAGUGUGAAAGAUACUUUCUCUAACAAUUUGACCUUUGGAGGAUGGCAAGAGGUGACGGUUAACAGUGGUUAUGGGAAGCGCCGGCGUAGGAAUGAACAAACUCCGACGACGAAUAAUGGUGGUGGUAAUGAUCUUUCAUCGCUUCUGCUUCAGGACACAUGA
Messenger RNA from Arabis nemorensis, 1524 nucleotides. NCBI's taxonomy places the organism in Eukaryota, Viridiplantae, Streptophyta, Magnoliopsida, Brassicales, Brassicaceae. The record is from the annotation of a GenBank genome assembly.